AUGGGCGUUAAAGGCCUCACACCUCUCCUAAGACGCUUCGCUCCAUCCUCCCUAACGCCAAUAUCCAUUAACGACCUCCAAAACAAAACGCUAGCAAUUGAUGGGACGCUCUUUAUCCAGCGUUUCGUCAAGGGAGCAGACCGUGGAGAAAAUUCUCACUCCUUUCCUCAUAUGCUUGGGUUCUACCAAUUAGUUACCUUUCUCAAAUAUUACAACAUCAAGCCAAUAUUCAUAUUUGAUGGGGAUGCCAAUAUCAGACAAAAGUUGCAAGAACGUAUUAGGAGGAAAUCAGCUAUGGACAAGACAAAAGCACAAUUGGGUUCUGAAAAUCAACGACAAACGAGAUUGAAAGAGUGGGAGCAGAUUGUAGAGUCAUUAAAAAUAAAAAGUAAAAAGGACGUAUUACGCUCAGAGUAUGUUACUGCAGGUAUUAAAGAUCUGGUCGAAAUAGUCGGAGACGAAGGGUUAGAUACGAAAACUUCACUAAGGAUAAGUAAGGUGGUGGGUAUGUCUGUGUUCAUGCAACGCAAUCCCCGCUUUAGUCCAACUCUAGACGAUAUUUUAAUCAGAACCAGAGUAGAGAAGUUAGUUACGAGUGUUCUUUUGGAUGCCAAGUUGUUGAAAUAUUCAAAAACACGUUCUAGAGCGCAAAAACUUGGCCAGAUGGAGGCCAACCUGCUGAAUGACGUGGUAUUGAAUAAGAUACUGGAUAUUCCUCAGCAACUCAAAUUGUCAGAGGAAACGUCAUUGGAGGAUGCGCACGAGCAUACGGAUUCUUCAGAUAGCGUAAUAUCAACGGAAAUCAGCCCAGAGUCAGCUGAACCUUCAUCUUCAGUCACGGAUGACCAGAUCCGAACACCCGAUUCACCAACACCCGAUUCACCAGAGACGGUCGAAUUAUCUCAACCGUCACCCUUAGCGGACUCGACAGUAAUACCAGAAUCAGCUCAAGUUCUACAAACACCCACUUUGGAGUCUUUAGAGAAAGCAGAGCCGCCUGAAGCUUCUUACCCGACUGAAUCUGUCGAUAUCAGCCCACCAAUUUUAUCAGAGCCUACUUUAAUAGAAGAGACUCAACUUCCAUCGUCUGCUGAAAGCACAGCAUCUUUACCUGAAGUCACGAAACCCACAUUGACAGAGACGAUAGAACAACCCCAGCCUUCAUACCUAGACGAAUCAGCAGAAAUCAGUCCGACGACAGAUUCUAUAUUGGAACCUGUGCCAACCGAGUCGGUAGAAGAAACAAAGCCACCUCAACCCCAACCCUUGGCCGAAGUUGGCCCAGCCGAUACUUUGGAACCUGAAGAUGUAGAUAAAGAUAUGGAAACAUUGGAUAAGAUACAACCAUCUCAACAACUUCCUUCCAUCCCACUAGACAUUCCAUUGCCACAGGAAGAAAUACCCUUUCCUGUAACGUCAACAGAGCCUGAUGACGAAAAACCGUUUGAAUACCCAACCACUUUAAUACCAGAGCCGCCCACCUCUACAGAACUCCCGGCUAUAGCAUUAGAGACAAAAACAUUAGAAGAAGAAGAAACAUUAGAUUUAAAAACAAUAGAAGCCAUUAUAUCAACCUACAAACAAACCAUCGUACUAUCGGACGUACGUUCCACGCUAUUAGACGUAACAUCAGAGACAGACUACUACGUUACCCGCCUAGAAAAAGCAGUAGCCCCAGUAACAAGAAUCAUGAUAGAAGAAGCCAAAGACUUUCUCCGGAAAGCAGGCGUCCCGUGUCUGACGUGUCACGAUCAUGAAGCAGAAGCCAUGUGUGCAUCUUUGACAACGCAUGGGAUAACUGAUGCGACAGUCACCGAAGACAUGGAUGCUGCUCUGUUCGGAGAAGGCCUUGUCAUACGACAGCUUCAAUGGAAAAAUCAACCCAUGUUAGAAUACUCUUCCGUAAAAGCAAGAGAGGAGCUGGACUUGUCCAAAGAGGCUUUUCUCGAUUUGUGUAUAAUGUGUGGAACCGAUUUCGGAGGCAAAGUUGAAAAAAUUGGCCCUGUCACUGCUUUAAAAUUAAUUAGACAAUAUAAAAGUAUUGAAAAUAUAGUCGAUAAUUGUAGCUAUCGAUUUGAUUUCCCUGACAAUUAUCUCGAUGAAGUUAGAGUUACCAGGCAAAUUUUUAACAAACCACCCAAAGUUCAGGACAGUGGAUCUGUCGUGUAUGAUACGAAGCCUGAAUCGCCAGAUCUCGAGAGUUUCCUAGAGUUAUAUGAUAUUCAGCCAAGUAGCGCCAACAUAUUUAAUGAUGCCCCACAAGCUGAAAACAAAAGUCUGAACGAUAUGGUGUUCAUUUGA
This is a messenger RNA of Paraglomus brasilianum, 2301 nucleotides long. The record is from the annotation of a GenBank genome assembly. NCBI's taxonomy places the organism in Eukaryota, Fungi, Glomeromycota, Glomeromycetes, Paraglomerales, Paraglomeraceae.